Bursaphelenchus xylophilus (pine wood nematode) is the source of this 5690-nucleotide messenger RNA. The record is from the annotation of a GenBank genome assembly. NCBI's taxonomy places the organism in Eukaryota, Metazoa, Nematoda, Chromadorea, Rhabditida, Aphelenchoididae.
AUGAGGAUCAUGGCGACGCGACUUGUUCCUGGUGUUCAUGUUUACGUCACUCUUUUGAUCUGUUUACGAGGCCCCGCAGGUAAUAAGGACGGUGACGUGGUCGAGUUCACGACCUGCUCGGUCUCAUAUAACAGUUCGCGAACCGAUUUGUCUGUUCAUGAGGAAGAUAAGGUUUCCUUUUCUGUUCGGAUGAAGCUCCCCUUCUUCCACUUGUGUAUCUUCUACAGCAAAGAGAGAACAAAACGCGAGGGAAUGUGAGGGAACGGCGUCUAUAACAACAAAGUGUUAUUGGUCAUCACGCGCGUCUUCGCUUCACGCGUCUUUCUCUGUAGCUUCGACGAAUUUCCAUGUUCGAUUAAUUAAUAGUUUCUGAAAACUCUUUUGCGUGUUUUGAGAAUAUCUUUACCUUCAUCUUGCGGCCAUUCCUUUUGUGUCUCGGCAUUUGCGCCGAAUUUUUUUUUAUUCAAUUUGAAUGUCCAUUGCCUCGAAGCUUUUUGGAAAUGUCCAUUUCUUUUAUCAGACCCCAAAAAAGUUUUGUUUUUCGCUUUCUUUUCUAUUCCCUUGGCUUUUAACACCUGUUGUAGUAUAAGCCCUAAGGCAAACAAUUUGAAUUUCCCAGCAAGGGAGUGCAUAUUUAUUCGAUAACGACUUCUAAACUCUUGAGUAAAUGUUUUGGACUUCUUGCAGACGAGAAUGGCGUCUGUUUAUUUAAGCCGUGCCACGUAUCUUGUAUAACACAUACUGUGACCUCAUGUUUUCCAUUUAUGAGACGCUUGUUUUUUACUUUAACCUUUACCAGAGCGAGUACCCGCCAUCUUACUCCGCCUUCUAAAUUGCGUAAAUUUAGCCAAUUUUGUGAGCAAAACGCUGCCCUCAGGCAUUACCGGUUCUGCUCUUGUUUCGCUCGAUAUCUCAACGCAGCCGUCGACCAAAACAACCUCAGUGUCUGGGAUUGCAUGUGAAUCUCCACCAAAUAUGGCCCAGUAUGCGGCCACCAGCUCAUUGGGUACCUCGUCUCCUCAGCUCUCGAUCCAUUCCCAGGCGAUAAACGAGGAGAUGAAGGACAUUAUCAACCUCCAGAUCUUCGUCCCGGAGCUCCAGAUGCAGGUGGGUUGAGGAGAGAAGUGACUAAUCCUUGUUUGCAGAAAUGUUUGACGGUCUCACUGGAUGAGUUGGUUUGGGACAUCAAGCGCAAACUUUUUGCGUCAUUGCCUCAGGUAAGGAUGGAAUAUUUUGACAAUAGGGUGACUUAUUCAAUAGAUCGAACGCUUUUCACACGCAAAAAAUUUUCCCAUUGUAUAACAAAUGACCCGAGCUCCUACACUGUUCUUCUUUUCAGCAGUUACCACAAUCUUUCAACUUUGGCCUUUUCCUACCGCCUUGCGAUGGCCGAGCGGGAAAGUUUCUGUUGGAAGAUCGCCCGCUCAGAGACUAUCCCUUCCAUGACUGUGUCCCUUACGUCGAGGUUUGUAACCCGUCUUUUCUCCUAUCAUUCAUGCUGUCGUAAAAAAUAUACGAGAAGCUUAUUUUUAGCUCAAGUACAAGAAACGUGUCUACAAAAUGCUGAAACUGGAUGAGAAGGCUCUCAAACAAGUCCAUUCCAAGGUAAGUCCAUAGUUUACAAUUAAUGAGGUUGUUAAUGAAGCCAUUACAAUAAUAUCCUUGCCUUUGCAGGGCAAUCUCAAAAAGUUUAUGGAGUAUGUCCUAAGUAGGAACUCCGAGAAGGUGGAGAAAUUAUGUGCCAAUGGACUAGAUCCAAACUUCCACGACAGUCAAGGUGAGACUCCAUUAACAUUAGCAGCGGGAGUAGCGAGAAAUGAGAAGGUUCUGAUGGCUCUGAUCGGUGGAGGAGCUCACAUUGACUUCAGAAAUAGCGAGGGUCAAGUAAGUUUCCAAGGAUUAUAUUCAGAGGCUCUGUUUCCAGACAGGGAUGCACAAGGCUGCCUUCCUCUCCAUCGUGGAUAAUGUGAGGACUCUUCUGGAGUUGGGGGCUUCUCCCAAUUAUCGAGAUCCCAUCGGAUUAACCCCAUUGUAUUAUUCAAUGCUAACCACUGAUUCUCAAGAUUCUGUUGCUCAGAUGUUGUUGGCCGAGGCUGCUGAGAUUGGAGUCACUGAUAUGCAUGGAAACCACGAGCUACAUCAGGCCUGUAAAAAUGGAUUGGUCAAGCACGUAGAGCAUUUGCUGUAUUAUGGAGCGAUGCUUAAUGCUCAGAAUGUAAACGGAAAUACUCCUUUGCAUGUCUGUGCUGUCAACAAUCGGUAUGUGCCAUAGAAUACAUCAUGCUUCAUAUCGCGAUAUGCGUAAUGACUGGUAAUUACAUACAUUGUAGGCCUGAUUGUGCCCGCGUUCUUCUGUUCCGUGGAGCCGAUCCGCUGAUCAUGAACAAACAAGGCCAAACAGCUCUCCAUGUUGCCAAUAUUGUGGGCAAUCAUGGUGUGGCCGAAGUCAUCCAAAUCCACAACCCUCAUAACUCCGGUAAGCCUUUUUAGAGGAAAGUGACUUUCUAUUGUGGAAGAUCCGCCCUUGAUUUAAGAGCUUUCUCCUUGACUGGACUUUGUUUCGGUCCGUUUUAUUAAGAGAAUAACAUCAGUCGCAGUAAUGUCUCUUCAUUAUGGGAGACGUCUUCGCCGUCAACCUCUUCUGAAUCAGGUCUUCAGUCAGGAGAAAGAGUCCUUUGUCCAUUUCCUCAAUCCCUAUGAGGACCAUGCUAACUCCACUGAAAUUACAGUACCCUACCGAGGCACCCCCAAAUAUAGUACGCGACGUCGAUUGGGAAGUCAGAUUGUACGAAGGCGAUCUUUGAGUCAGUCAUCAAUAUGUUCGGGGAGAUCCGAGCAGUUCUAUCAAACCCCACAGCAAGUCAGGCAUGCCGCGCCGAGUAUGCCUAGUCCUAGUCCAAGCCGAAUGUCUGCCUCACAAGCAUCGGAUUACGGUACUUUGAGGAGAUAUCCGGCUGAUGCCGUGCAAAACCCCGUUCCGGGAUUUGAGUAAGUAUACACAAUCUGUGAUUGGUAAAUUCUCGGUUCGUACUUACGAUUAUAUUUCAGAACAAACGUACCGAGAAUCCUUGUGAUUCCACGAGGUCCUAAGGGCUUUGGAUUCAUUCUACGAGGAUCCAAACAUGUGGAUUCCGAAAUAGAUUUCCGUCCAACCUUGGAGACCCCAGCUCUUCAAUUCUUUGAAGGCGUCGAUAUGUCCGGAAUGGCUAUGAAAGCUGGCCUUCGACCCGGAGAUUUCCUUCUCGAGAUCAACGGUGUGGAUGUCAGAAGUGCUUCUCAUGAACAAGUAGUCCAAUUAAUCCAUCAAAGUUUGGACACGAUCACAUUGAAGGUGAUUACCGUAAACCCAGCGAUCGGUCAGCCUACUUAUUCUUCUUCUGGUACCAUGCCCAUCAGAAGGAACAAUUCUGUCCCCAGAAAUCAUGGUCUUCCACCCAUGCCACCGCAACGGCAUCCGUCAACAUCUCUUACGUAUGCUCCUUCACACACAAUGGGAUAUUCGAGUAAGUGGAGUUCUUCUUUUAUCUUACGUAAGCGUGUGUUAUAAUCAGGAUAACAGGUACCAGACCCAUUAACAUGUCUUUAUUUCUCUAAUCCUUUUGUAGUGGACCAACAUCCUGUCUCGAUCUAUGAUAGCUCGAGGAAUGGGACUAUCAGAUUGAGCAAGGAGUCCGCCGAUUCCAUUAUUUCUGACCAAAUUCGUUGUGCUUCAGUGAAAAGUCGACCCUCAGCUUCGCGGCGUAUCUCGGCAGCCGAAUUGGAGCAUUUAAUGAUCCGCCAAUGCUCGAGCAGCUCCCAAUUCCAGCCAAUUCCGUAUGAACAAGUAAGUUCGCAAGAUAUACAGCAAAUGUACAGAGUAGGCUGUCAUGUGGAAACAAUUCGCAUAAUUACCCAUUUCCAGGAUUUGUAUGGUCAAACGACUCCGAAGAAAUUUACUUCAGUAGCAGAUAUGAAGCGAAGCAAACAGCGAGGACUACCCUCGCCCAGUCUCAACAACGGACUUCCAAGAACAAAUUCGAUGACCGAAGAUGACAACAUCCACAUCCCCUCAGGGCUCAAGAGUUUUAAUUCUUCCCCCGACCUCAAAAAGAAUCUAUAUGAGCCACAAAACGGAUACAAUCUGAUCAGAAACCAGAACACCGCGUUCUCUGAUUACCAGUCCAUGAAUGGUCAGAAUCUGGGAAUGUUAAGGCCGAAGACACCUCCCCCUCCCCCACCACCUAUCGAUCGUAAGAGUGAGAAUGGUGGAGAACAAUCUUCUUAUAUGGACACUUCAGUACAACAUCAAACUGCUCAGAGCCAGUCAUUCCAAAACAAUCAUAUCGAGCAAUCCAAGCCCAGCACAAGUGCGAAAGCAGCUCCUCCACCCCCGCCCCCUCCUCCGCCACCUGACUUUCUGAAGACUGGAAUCCCAAAAUCUUCGUCAUCAGUAACAGCCUCACCAAAACCAACUGGUGGAAUGGCAGGGAUAGUUGCGGCAAUGCAAAAUGUGAAAUUAAAGCCCGUUAAUAACAACACCAUCGAAGCCCAUCAGAAUGAAGAGGGUGAUAACAAGGCCAAAUCCACUUCGGAUUUUCAAUCAGACCUUAGAAGUGCACUAGCCAAAAGGAGAUCAAAGGUUUCGGAUGAUGACAAUUUCGAAGAACAUAAUGUAAAACAAAGCAAUCAGCUGGGGAAUAAUGGAUUGUAAGCCCUCUUAUAUGUAGUAGCUACUAAUAUUAUUAGUUUUAUCAUAACUUAUAAUUAAUAAUAAUCGGUUCUUUUAGGAAUUAUGGAAGUCUGAGUCUCCGAGAAUCGGUCAGAGAGAAUGUGCAAGUCCAAUCAAAAAACUUGGAGAAGCAGCACUCACCGCCGGGGUUUGUAAAUAAAAAGGACAGCGGGUAAGCCGAGUCGACACCUUCUUAUAUUCACUUGCAGAUACACAUCAUCAAGAACGUCGCUGGAACCUAGUGAGUGCGGUGAUGAUCAGACCCUGGUGAACAGUAGAGUCAGCACAACUACCAUCAGAAUCUCUGAGAAUGGAGGGCCCGAGUUACUAACACACAAUUCGAGAGUCACUUUAAUCAGCCAACAUCUUGAGGAUAGGAUUAGUAAAGAGAACAAUCCGAUGACCCAGGAUACUGUAAGUACAAUACCAACUUUCUGAUUCGCUUAUUCCGUGCAUGACCUAAGACUUUCCCCUUCAGAUUUCGAUCGCUUCCUCCAUAUCCAAUUUUUCCAACUCAUCUUCAUCAGUUCAGGCUAACAAGUUGAGGGAUUCGGCCUAUACUCUUUCCCCAAAUCACAUCCCCCCUGCUGAUUAUGAUGAUUGUUCCGACCAAGACUCCUGUUCCGCCCCUUCGUCUUCAUCCAACGAUUGUAAGAGAAACUUUCCUCGUAGCAGUGUGCAAUAAUUUUAUACUAUAAAUAAUUAAUUAUAUCAUUUCUUAGCCGGCCAUCCAAUAACGGAAUCGUUAAAUCCAGUUUUCGCCCAAAAAGAUUUAUCGAUUUGGACUUGCACAGAUGUGGUGGACUGGCUCCAUUCUCUCGGUCUGAAAGAGUACAUGGUGCCCUUCUCCAAACAGAGAAUCUCCGGUCAAGAUUUGAUACGAUUCGAUCGCUCCAAAUUCACUCAGCUUGGGGUUACCCGCAUAUCACAUCGCCAGACCAUGGAACAAUCUUUACGUUUACAUUCCAAACAAGACAUUUGA